UUGUCACACGAAUCUCCACACAGUCCGCUUAUGCGCAUGCGUUCCAGAAAGCUAAGGAGAUUUUCGAUUCGCGCGGAAGUAGUGUGAUUGUUUUGGAGAAAAUUGAAGGGAUCUGAGUGUAAAGUGGCAUAAAAUAAUGUCAGGAAAAUCGAAAGCAUUUACCAAAGAAGAAGAGCUUCUUCUUCAAGAUUUCUCGCGGAAUGUGUCAACAAAAUCUUCAGCGUUAUUUUACGGCAAUGCUUUUAUCGUUUCGGCUAUCCCCAUCUGGCUUUUUUGGAGAAUUCACUUGAUUGACAUCUACGCUAAUUUAAUUUCCUUCGUUUUAGUAACAUUAGAGAGCACAUAUGCUCUUGCUCUCGCGUAUAAAAAUACAAAAUUCGUGUUAAAGCAUAAGAUUGCAGUAAAAAGGGAAGAUGCAGUGACAAAGGAAAUGAGCAGAAAGUUAUCAGAAGACAAGAAGAUGAGCAAGAAGGAAAAGGAUGAAAGAGAUACCGCGGGAGGAAAGAAUAAACGAAGGGGGUCAGAGUCUGGAGUAUCGAGGAACGAAAAGACGGCCCUGAUUUCGAGCCUCGCGGCAUCAUCUGCGUCUGCAUCCCAGAAAUAGCGCAAGCGCCUUUCCAAAAGCUUUAAGGCCCGUGAAGAAGCGGAUAGAAGAAGCUGACGAUUGGCUGGAGGUUGCGGGGUGCGGUCCGGCAUCGCCACGCAACCGCUAUAUCCUCCUUUUCGAAUAUUACCGCGACGAUGGCCGUUUCUCGUGACAGUGUUCGACAGACAGCAACCAUACCACCUACGUUCUAACGACGUAGAGAACGUAGAGAACCGCCACGAUUUUCUAUUUUUCUCGUCGCGAAUAAUCAAUUUAUCAUUCGCAUUCUCCACGACGGUUUUUUUCGUCGUGUUCGAUUGUCGUAGCCGCAGUGUUUCUUAAGUUCUUUCUUUAUGAGUAAAUUCGUUUGUUAAUUUCAACAAGCAAAAAGAAAGUAAAACGUUCAAAGUAAAAAACAAA
Molecule: messenger RNA, 1006 nt
Organism: Bombus huntii
Lineage: Eukaryota; Metazoa; Arthropoda; Insecta; Hymenoptera; Apidae
Product: translocon-associated protein subunit gamma
Exons: 4
Coding region: 137-604 (155 amino acids)
Biological process (GO): SRP-dependent cotranslational protein targeting to membrane
Cellular component (GO): membrane; endoplasmic reticulum
Source: RefSeq, a predicted model, not a curated record